Striga hermonthica is the source of this 621-nucleotide messenger RNA. Lineage: Eukaryota; Viridiplantae; Streptophyta; Magnoliopsida; Lamiales; Orobanchaceae. The record is from the annotation of a GenBank genome assembly.
AUGACAUCUUUAUCUGCAAAAUCCAUUCUUUCUCCCUUCUUCACAAACCCAGAAAAAAUCCCCAACACCAAAUCAAACCCUUUUCACCUAAACCUCAAAAAACACAUCUCCCACAAAAACCCACAAAAAAUUUCAAGCAUUUUCUUCAGUCCCACAUCGAAAAGCCCGAGCCCGAAAGCCCCCCCACUUUCUUGCCUCACAAUAAACCAACCCUUCACGGCACAGCCCUCGAGCGUCUCGCAAAAGGUCCAAAGUUUGGAUUUUGAGUUCAAAUCCCUCACUAAACCCGUCGAUAAGGUCAAGAGAUUGCUGCACUACGCCGCGAUUUUGCCCCCAUUUGACGAGUCUUCAAGAACCCUAGAAAAUCGGGUUUCGGGCUGUACGGCCCGGGUCUGGCUCGAGGCGAAGAUGGACGAAAGUGGGGCCAUGAGGUUCCGCUUGGACAGUGACUCGGAGAUUACUAAAGGGUUCUGUUCUUGUUUGAUAUGGGCCCUCGAUGGGGCCCGGCCCGAGGACGUGCUGAGCGUGAAAACAGAGGAUCUGUUGGAGAUGAACGUCGGGCUGGCGGGUCGGGUCAGGUCGAGGGUCAACCCGUGGCAAAAUGUGUUGUUUGCUGGAUAG